GUCUGGCCCGUCUACCUCUUUUCGUACAUGCGUAUCCGAACGAUAUUGUUCGAUUCAGAAGAUUAUUAAGGAUUCCGACGCCAGCCGCCCUCCUUCGAUCCAUCCAUCCCACUCAUCCAGCAAGCUACAACAACGCAAAAGCCAAACCAGUCAUACAUACCUUACCGUACGGAUACUUUGUGUACCGACUCGACUCGACGACUCGACGUAUCGACCCCAUUCUUUUUUCUCACCGAUCCGUUUUACUACGCAAACCACACCAGUCCCUCAGGUGCAGGAACAGGAGUAGGGACCAGGAGCAGCAAUACGGACAGGCCUAGUAACAGCAAGCUGUAUCCGUACUGCGUGUGCUGUGCGUGACGUGCCCCUAGGUACAUCGCACACCCCCCCCUCCCCCCUUCCUUCCAUUAUUCCUUCCUUUCUUCCAUCUCCCCCCCGGUCUCACUAAAAGGAUCGUCUCCGUGGUUGACAUUUUUAUAACACCUGCCGAACCCCGUCCGUCCGUCCCUGUCUACGCUCCGCUUGCUGCGUCACAGCUUCUUUUCCCUUCACCUUUCCCCCUUGCUCUUUCCCAUACAACGCACACACAACACUCGAUCCUCGACCCUCACUCGACCCUUUGCACGCCAACGCCAACGCCAGCGCCAACGCGCCAACUCGCAACCCCAACGCCAAAAAGCCAAGGGCCGACCUUACACCACCACCUUGCUCCCUCCUCUCACCUUGACUUCCUUCUCCAUACAUAUUCAUACCCUUCCUCUGCCUCUGCAGCACCGACAAAAUUCAAGUCAACCGUGCUUUCUUUUUUCUUCUUCAUUUUUGUCCCAUUCCUCCAUUUCCUUGCGACGGGCAACGUUCCCAUCUUCAAUCCCCAGAAAAGGAACUCCCCUACGCCUACCGACAGCCGUUCUUGAGAUACCCAUUGCUCCCACUCUCUACAGUAAGUCGAAGCUUCUUGUCUUUUUUUUCUUUUUCUUUCUUUCAACUAUCCCUAUCCUCCUCCUGCAUUCGCAUAACAGUACGCCAUCCCUUGUCGUCUACUCCUCGUCAUUGCGCUUCAAGGCAAAUUUCGAGUCCCAGACCGAAGCUUUCCUUUCACUCUCUGUAAAUCCACCACAUGUUGUUUUAUUUUCGGCUUUACCUUGCUUCCGCUCGCUAGUCAACGGAAAGUCUUUUGUCACCGCGUCUUCCAUUCUUGUGGCUGUGUCCGCAGGCUUGUUGGCCGGUUGCUGCACAAACGAUACGUACCCUGCACAUACACCUGCCGCGCCUCCUGGCUGUGGCUGCCCUGGCUUCUCAUGCCAGGUGCUGCUGCUUCAACAAUUUUUCCCGCGCUUUUCCUCAUUGACCCACUUUUCCUUCCCUAACCCUGCCGGACCGUCUGCACCCCCGAUCAAGGUUUCUUGGCCCCUGUUACCUCAUCUCUCGUCCGAGACCUCCUACACGCGAACUUUGACAAACACCCACCCAUCUCUCUCGAUACAACUGGUUGAGCCCUCGGUCCGGAGGCACCAGUCUUUUUUUUUCCCUUCCUCUUUACUCAUCCUUUGGCUUUCGCACAUGCUCUGCUGUGCAUGCCACAUCAACCUUUUCUCUCGACUGUCUACGGUUAGGUGCCGACGAGAUCACUAACUAGUGGCGCGUCAUCUAGGUCAUAUUGACUGAGCCGCCCUCUAUACCUUGACUAUCCCUCUCAUUCUCCUUUUCCGUCACACGUCGGCUCAAUCACGCAUAUCCGAAAGAAAGGCAUCCUCAUCCUUUCCUCAAAGACGACUAGCGAUCAGCACACACCUUGACCCCGCGACUUCCCGGCGUAUACGUGGUGGGCUGUGCCUUCGAGAGACAAAUUUUUCUAUUGCGCCACGUCACGAUACUGAGUUGUGACGACGCUGGAGAUCGCUAUAUAUUCCGGAUCACCAAAAGUCCAACCGACCAAACGAGCGUCCCGGUUAGAAAUCCGAUUGAUUAUCACAUCGUCAACUCUUCAGUACGGUCGAGGCGAAGCUCAAGUCUAGUCUUCGAGAACGAGCAACAUACUGGUCUGUGAUCGGUCUGUCCCGGAUUCCAUCCAUCAUCCGCACAAGGUAAGCCUGCGAGCGAAACCCGUCAGUCUGAUUCAAAUAGCCCGCCGCCAGGUGCUCCUGGCACACCUAGUCAUGCCACAGUCCAUCCCAGGCUACCCCCGCCCUGGAGAACUCUACACAACCCUGCCCGUGGACGCUGCUCAAACGCUCCCACUCGUGGCGAUGUGCUGCCCCCCCAAAAACGUCGCCCUCACACACCUCCCUUAUUCAGAGCCUUCGCCCCUCGGAAGAUGACCACGCUAACAACCUCUCAGACAGUGCAGUCUUUAUAAACUCAAAGUCACCUUCGCCUGACGCGGAGAGUCGUCCGAAAACAUAUCUCAAGCUGGCUAUCCACGCAGGGAUCCCGACUAUUGCUAGCGAUUUUCUUCGCCGUAAUAUGAGGUCGCCUAUUCCAGGCGAGGUAAUGGACAUUGGCAACUUGAUGAAUCAAAGAGGUGCCGCCGCUAUGCAACACAUUCACAACGGAACUACUCCCGAACGUCAAAUGCAUCAACUCCCCCAACUCACCGCGAGAAACAUGCCCGAACCACCGAUGGACCGUGCCGGUUCUCCCCACGGCUCCGAAUACUCUCAACACUCCCGUCACACAAUGGAAGGCGUCCCGCGUUCCUACCCUUCACCCAGUGCCAUGGUCGGCGCUCCGAUGCAGAUGCAGAUGCCUGUCUCCCACAUGGGACCUGGCCCUGUAAUCCUGCCCGGAAUCCCUCAGCAUGAUAUGUCUCAGGGCAUGCCCCAAUACAAGGCACCCGAGCAGCAGGCACCUCAGCAGCCCACCAAGGCCUAUCCGUGCAGCACAUGUGGCAAGGGCUUUGCUCGCCGAAGUGAUCUUGCCCGUCACGAACGUAUCCACAGCGGAAUCCGCCCUCACGUUUGCGACUUCCCCAACUGCGGAAAGCAGUUCAUCCAGCGAUCUGCUCUCACUGUCCAUCAGCGAGUCCACACCGGAGAGAAGCCUCACAUGUGUGAGCGCUGUGGCAAGCCUUUCAGCGACAGCAGCUCUCUGGCACGCCAUCGUCGUAUCCACUCUGGCAAGCGUCCGUACAAGUGCCCGUACGCCGAUUGUCAGAAGACGUUCACUCGCCGUACUACCUUGACCAGACAUCAAAAUCACCACACUGGUACCGUAGAGGAGGCCGCUGCGGCUACAGCUGCUGCUCUGGCGGCUCGUGGAGCCACUGGCAAGCCAAACACGACUCGUUCUGACGGAGAUGCCAUGUCCAACCGUGGAUCGCCUCUUACCACACCUUCGCCUGGCCAGCGCACCCUCUCGAUGUCCCCUAGUGCCGACAGCAUGCACCGUGCCAACUCCGAAUUCCAGUACAUGGGCAACAGCUCACUUCCGGUUCACCUUCAGCGAGACAUGCAUGUUGGCAGCCCGGCAUCGACAUCUUCUGGAGGUUACAACACUGGUAUGCGACCUACCUCGCACCCCACCAGCUACGGACCGCCUCCGACACUCGAGCCCAGCGUCGAGCAGCACUCUGGCCCCGGCAGUGCUGGCGGUAGCCCUCACAUGGGCUCCGUCGGAUGGCAGUCUCCAUCGCACGUGCCGUCGCCCUCGCACAGCAGCAACGGUGGUGGCUACACCUACCCCGAUCCCGAUGCCUACCCCUCUGCGCCUUCGCUUGGUGGUCAGAUGUUUUACGGCAACCCAGCUCAGGUCCGCCGCCCUCAGAGCACCGAGCCCCCCGCUGGCGCCUACGAUAUUAAGGGCCGUCAAGGCGAGCUGUGGGCAGGUGCUCAUUAGGGACGGCACAUGUAACACUAUCGCCAGCAGUCACUCCUAGAGCCCUUUGGGAUUACCAGGAAUGCAGAUGGCCGGAAAGAUUUCCUUGGUGUGGAUUCAUCUUCUUCUUUUUGCGGUACGAAAAGUUUGUGCAUGGCAAGGGUGGGGAUGGUAAAUAACAUACAACUUUAAUAUUGCGGGCUGCACCGGGACAAGGUCAGGAAGAUACCAAGGGACGGGCAGUCAUCCGGUUCGUUUUACAACCGCCUUUUCUUUUGUUAUCAUAGACUGGCGGGAAGCACACACACUUCAUGAUGGCUGGGUCUCCAUGGGCAUUGGCUGGAGGCAAAAAAGGUUGGGAGGAGUUCCCAGACAGGACACGGCGUGCGCUUGAGCAGCACGCCGACGGAUUUGGUGGAGACUCGCUCGAGAAAGGAACGUGCCUCUUUUUUUUUUCUGAUAUGCAAUGUUUUGUAUGCAACACUGUACUCUGUACUAGACAAUGAAUGCGCG
Molecule: messenger RNA, 4326 nt
Organism: Colletotrichum scovillei
Lineage: Eukaryota; Fungi; Ascomycota; Sordariomycetes; Glomerellales; Glomerellaceae
Exons: 3
Coding region: 2464-3834 (456 amino acids)
Biological process (GO): regulation of transcription by RNA polymerase II
Cellular component (GO): PcG protein complex; transcription regulator complex
Molecular function (GO): RNA polymerase II cis-regulatory region sequence-specific DNA binding; DNA-binding transcription factor activity, RNA polymerase II-specific
Source: RefSeq, a predicted model, not a curated record